UUCCUGUUUCUUCUAUCAAGCAGUCGGCAUGUCAGAGCUCCGAGGAUGUUCUUCUCCCAGAGAGGCUGAAACUCUUAUCUGAUUUUAUCCUCAUGGCCAUCGCUGUGCUUCACCAGCAGCAAGAAGUAACAAUGAUGCUACUAAAGAUGAAGACUUAUGUGGCUCUGCUGUUGGGGAUUUCUGUUUUGUUGUCAACGGAGUCCACGAGUGCUUCGAUCCCAGACACCAGCAGCGUUUACUCAACCGCUGAACCAGACAAGAUGACCACGCUGAUGAUCAGUGAGCAUGCACUUCAGUCAGAAACUCCCAAACCUCCAGAGGUUAGUGAUGCUCCACCAGUAAAGACCACUGCAUCACCCACAGUGGAAGAGGCGGUCGUCACUGACAGAAGAGACAGCUCAAACGGCAGCACUUCUGGUUUGGCUGAUAUGAAAACUAUAGAACCAACAAGCAGCUCAGGUCCACGAUUGCUUCAUACCUCUGCAGUAGCGACCACAGCUGCAGGGGUAGCACAUCCACACCACAACCCAGCGAUCUUAGAGACAACAAAACCUGCAGAAUCUCAUCAACAAUCACCCACCACUGCUAUUGACAAGACCGCUCCUGCAGCAAUUUCUGCAACAGUGGCGUUGUUGCUGCAGCCUACGCUCACCACCAAGCCUAAAGUUACAUCCAAGUUACCCUCCACCACCUCCUCUGCUAAUUCUACUCAGGCUCCAAUCUUCAUCCAAACUCUCAGCGGUUCCUCAGCUCCUGAGACAGUUGUAAUGACAGAUAACCCCACCUCUGAGACAGCACCGGUGUUUAGGCCCACAAAAAGCUUGACAUCCACUGACAGCACUGAGAUUUUGCCUACACAAUCUGUUUCUGUGACGGGGACCCCAAUAUUUAAAUCAUCUGAAUCAGCAGAGCCGAGAUCUACCACCGAGCCAGCAACCGACUCAUUCUCAACAGAUGAAGUCUCUACCAACAAUGUCUCCACCACCAAUGUCUCCACCACCGAUGUCUCCCCCACCAUUGUCUCCACCACCAGUGUUUCCACUACCACUGUCUCCGCCACCGAUGUCUCCCCCACCAUCGUCUCCGCCACCAAUUUCUCCACCACUGUUGUUUCCACCACAAAUGUCUCCACCACAAAUUUCUCCACCACUCCUGCAGGCGUCUUGAUCCCUCUUGUCCCCAAGAAGUUGCCCGCCCCAACCACAAAACAAACUUCUGUAACCACAGCCUCACCUAGCACUGAGGCCCAACGCUGCUCCACCCGAGGCGUUGUAACGCACUGCCUUAUCGCCAUCGCCUCCCUGGCUGCGCUGGCCACCAUCUUCAUGAUUACUACCAUCAUCCUUUGCACCAAGCUGUCAGCAAGGAAGUACAAGGUGAAGAAACCUCAACCGGCCACAGAGAUGAUGUGCAUCUCGGCGCUGCUGCCCGAGAGGAAUUACACCUAUACCAGACAACGCAACCCGGUCACUAACGGCGUCCUGGUGAUCCACGGCGGUGCAGACAGCGAUGAGGACGGAGGAGAUAACCUCACUCUCAGCAGCUUCCUUCCAGAAAAUGAUCGAUUUGUUUAGAUGGUGUAAUUGGGAUUAUUGUCAUCAGACUCCGAAUGGACUGAUCUGUCUGAUGUCAGUGAUGCAGAAACGGUUGCUGUUUGAAUAAACCCAUGCUUCCCCUUUGAUGUUGGUGGUUUAGCUUUGCUUCACGCCCUAUUUCCGUGGAGAAAGAGACACACAAACCACAAUCACACACAAAAACUGUGAAAUUUUCAUGUUCAUGCACCAUUAAUCAUAUCUGGCAUGUGGUGAGGUCGGCUCAUCAAAUGUGUAUUUUAGGAGUUUGGACUUUUUGCAAAAUUCUACACUUGCCCUCCACUUUACACUUGAAGUCAGGGUGAGGAUAGAGAUCAAAGAUUUUGUUUUUAACAUCCUGAGCUGAGCACAGAUGGUAUUUCACUUAGCUACGGGAGACAGGAAGGCUUGUUUCAGCAGGGGAUUACUGUUCUUCACAAACGCUGUUCAGUUUACAGAUGCUGUUCUGGUUGCACUGAGGUUUCAUUGUAUGAACGCUGUCAUUUGAUUAAUGGUAAACCAAAUGUGACUCUGUUUAUAGGGGUGUAGGAAUGCAGCUUCUGUAUUGUUAUAAUUUAUUAAACUAAUGUCUUAUGUAA
Molecule: messenger RNA, 2170 nt
Organism: Plectropomus leopardus (leopard coralgrouper)
Lineage: Eukaryota; Metazoa; Chordata; Actinopteri; Perciformes; Serranidae
Gene: selplg
Product: selectin P ligand
Biological process (GO): leukocyte tethering or rolling
Cellular component (GO): plasma membrane
Source: RefSeq, a predicted model, not a curated record